AAAGUCAUCAAAGAGCUCUGCUUCCUGUUUGUAACUCUGUUUCCUGUAUGCCGCUCAGAGGAAAAGAUGAGAAGGAAAUCUGCGAGGUGGCUGCCUUUUGACCUGAAAAGUCAAUUUGCUUUCUUACCUCCUCGGUCUUCUCUGUCUCUACGGGGCCAUGGUUUCCAGCCCACCCUUUUGCACCGCGAUCUUGUGGGUCCUUACUGCACUCAGUAUAAUGCAGCCUGACAGCCUAACAGAAGCGAAUAUUGUAGUGCAACAGAGACCUCUGCGCCUGAUGAGCGAAAGUGCCAAGAUAUUUUGCAGCUACACAUCUAACGGAAAGAAAAUAAAGGCAUUCAAAGCCUCGCUCCGCAAAGGAAUAGAAAGGGUGGAGGUCUGCUCCAUUUACUGGAACAACACCCACAAUAUUGCCAACAACGGCACGGAAAUCAGCUGCCAAGUUGCAUUCAGGACAGAAAAGGAAGUCUCCUUUUCCCUGCAGAGCCUACACGCCAAUCAAACGGACAUUUACAGCUGCAAAAUUGAUAUCUUAGACCCACCGCCGUAUGAAUUCAACGAAAGCCUUGGCACUUUAGUUCACGUGAAAGCCCCAGAAGCCCCAGAAUCUCGAUGUCUAGAAAGACCAGAAUUCAUGAGUAUGGCAGCAGCUAUCGGAGUUCUUAUAUUCUACAGUAUCCUAACAACAGCAGCUUUUUUCUAUUGUUGGCUGAAGACCAAGAAGAAUAAGAUUGUUCGGAAUGACUAUUUCAACAUGACUGCCUGGCAAGCAAACGCUCCGAAGAAGCGAUCUCAACCGCCAGGUGUCCCAGCAAGAAACUACACUGCGUACCGAUCAUGGGAGCCAUGACAAUUGGUAACAGAAAUGGUCCGUUCUCUACAAUGGGAAGUAUGAAUGGACAUUUCACCCCUUAGCUCAGCGU
This is a messenger RNA of Lacerta agilis (Sand lizard), 923 nucleotides long. It is a transcript of the gene CD28, whose product is annotated as CD28 molecule. Bases 158 to 850 code for a protein of 230 amino acids. NCBI's taxonomy places the organism in Eukaryota, Metazoa, Chordata, Lepidosauria, Squamata, Lacertidae. The transcript has 4 exons. Gene Ontology annotation, cellular component: membrane; external side of plasma membrane. The record is from RefSeq and is a predicted model, not a curated record. Gene Ontology annotation, biological process: T cell receptor signaling pathway; positive regulation of T cell proliferation; immune response.